AUGAUGCUGAGAGGGCAAGCCGGCGGUGGCGGGAGGUGCCUCUUCACGGCGUCGCAGUGGCGCGAGCUUGAGCACCAGGCGCUCAUCUACAAGUACAUGGCCGCCGGCUCGCAGGUGCCUCACGAGCUCGUCAUCCCGCUCCGCCACCACGACGCCGCCGCCGUCGACACCAUCCCCUCCCUCGGCAGCUGCUUCCCUCCUCCGCAGCCUUCCCUUGGGUGGGGGCUCUACGGGAUGGGGGCGCAGUACGCGCGCAAGCCGGAGGACCCGGAGCCCGGUCGGUGCCGGCGCACGGACGGCAAGAAGUGGCGCUGCUCCAGGGAGGCGUACGGGGAGUCCAAGUACUGCGACAGGCACAUGCACCGCGGCAAGAACCGUUCAAGAAAGCCUGUGGAACCCAUGUCCUCCACCUCCACCGUCUCCUCCCCCGCUCCAGCCCCGCCAGGCGCGGCCUACCGCCCCUCCGCCCUCUCCAUCUCGCCCCCGGUGCCGGCCGACACGCCGUCCAGCUACGGCCACUACCAGACCCGUCCCGACACCUCCGCCGCUCGCGCUGCGGCUCAGCUCCAUCUCGACGCCCCGUCACCACCUCCAUCCUACCACAGGUACGCACAGGCACAGCAGCAGUACUCCCCUUUCUUCCCGAGCGGCGGCGGCUACUGUUACGGGCAGUCCAGGCAGCAGGAGCAGGAGGAGGCAGAGGCCAUGGCCAGGCGGCGGCAGCACUGCCUGGCCCUCGGCGCCGACCUCAGCUUGGACAAGCCGGACGCUGGCACUGCCUCGUCGGUGACCACGGAGGAGAAGCCGCUGCGCCGCUUCUUCGACGAGUAUCCGCGCGACGACACCAGCGUCGACGGGAGGCCGUGGUAUAUGGGCCACCGGGACGAGACGCUGCUCUCCAUGUCCAUCCCCACAACGGCGCGCUACCCCAACGGCGGUGAAUAA
Messenger RNA from Lolium rigidum, 945 nucleotides. RefSeq names its product growth-regulating factor 2-like. Lineage: Eukaryota; Viridiplantae; Streptophyta; Magnoliopsida; Poales; Poaceae. Gene Ontology annotation, biological process: regulation of DNA-templated transcription; DNA-templated transcription; developmental process. Bases 1 to 945 code for a protein of 314 amino acids. Gene Ontology annotation, cellular component: nucleus. Gene Ontology annotation, molecular function: ATP binding. The record is from RefSeq and is a predicted model, not a curated record. The transcript has 3 exons.